Athalia rosae (coleseed sawfly) is the source of this 2648-nucleotide messenger RNA. RefSeq lists its product as uncharacterized. Lineage: Eukaryota; Metazoa; Arthropoda; Insecta; Hymenoptera; Athaliidae. The transcript has 13 exons. The coding region runs from base 335 to 2530 and encodes 731 amino acids. Gene Ontology annotation, cellular component: cytoplasm. The record is from RefSeq and is a predicted model, not a curated record. Gene Ontology annotation, molecular function: sulfotransferase activity. Gene Ontology annotation, biological process: sulfation.
UUUGCAGUAAACCGACUUGAUCCGUUCACCUAUAAAAAUGAGCGAAUCCGCGUGAGCGCGGCACUCCCUUUUUCGGCGUUUGAAUUCACGCAGCUAGUGUGAACGAACGAGUGUAGUUCAAUCAAAAGCUACUUUAUGUGAUUGUUUAUGAUUUCAUGUUUUUACCCGUGAGAAGCGGAUGACUUCGUUCUUCAAUCUCGUGAAAUCGGUCCCAGCGUCUCUUAUUCGCUAGAAAUAGAUACCCGCCCACCGAUAACGGAUCAUUUGAAAAAUUGAUCUGUUUGUAAUUCGAAUCAUUCGAGAGCUCGUAUGAAGUUCUGGUAAAGCCAAGAAAAUGGCGCCACAGAUCAACCCUAUCGACGGUGAGCUAGGGGAGAUUUUGAAAAAAACAUUCACCAGUCAUUUUCGCAACGGUUACAUAACCGUGGAUGGUGUUUGUCUUCCGGACUAUUAUCAAAAAUUUGCCGACGCCAUUGAAAAUUUCGAAGUCAGAAAUGACGACGUUUGGGUGUGCAGCUUUCCGAAAACCGGUACUACAUGGACUCAGGAGAUGGUCUGGUGUAUAGCCAAUGACUUGGACUUCGAGAGGGGUAAAGUCCCCCUGCCAGAGAGGUUUCCGUUUCUCGAAUUAAGUUCCCUGUUCGAUUACACAGAUAACGGUCAUGUUUUGGAAUUAAGCCUUCCGGAAAUGACAUUGGACAGUGUGAAUUUUGUGAAAAACUUAGACAGCCCUCGUUUUAUCAAAACGCAUUUACCACUGGGCCUACUUCCGCGACAAAUAAGAACUGGUGAAAAAAAACCAAAGAUACUAUACGUAGCUCGCAAUGCAAAAGAUACGUGCAUCUCAUAUUUUCAUCACUCAACGUUGAUCGAAGGAUAUCGUGGAAGCUUCGAGGAUUUCUGCAAACUUUUCCUCGGCGAUAAAAUUGACUACGCACCUUUUUGGAAGCACGUGCUUGGUUUUUGGGAGAGACGCAACGACGACAACGUACUGUUUCUCAGAUACGAGGAUAUGAAGGCAGAUUUACCAGCAGUUAUUGAAAAAAGUGCGGAAUUUCUCGGUAAAAAAUUUACGAACGAUGAAAUCGCUACGCUCGCGGAACACUUGAGUUUCGCCAGCAUGAAAGCGAAUCCUGCGGUAAACUACGAAGGGGUUGUGGAGCUCAACAAGACUUUAAAAUGCAUCGAACACGAAGGAAAGUUCAUGAGAAGUGGGAAGGUCGAUCAAUGGAAGGGAGAUAUGUCCGCCGAAACCAUAGAACGUUUUGAUAAUUGGACUGAUGAAAAUUUGAAGAACACAGGGCUCUCGUUAAUGUUCACCGAUGCGAUUGAAAACUUUGAUGAUCGCGAUGACGACCUGCGAGCUUCCCCAAAACAGGAUUUGCCGUCGAUUUCGAAUAAGACGAUACAGAGUUUGUGGGCAAGAACUCGACGGCCUCCGGACUUAUCGAUAUUGACCGAUCGCCUGAAUUUCGGAAAGACCAAGCGCAAUUCGCAAUUGCUCGAAGAACAAGUUACGGUGACAGUGACCGAAGUAUUGAGAAUCAUGGCGCACGAAAUCAAACCGCAUACAGGAGAGGUAGCAGAUCUCUUGAAAAAGACUUUCACCGACAUUCACCGCAAUCCAACUGUGGAAAUCGACGGAUUUACGCUGCCGCAGAAUUUAAACAUGGACGAUAUCGAUAACUUCGAAGUUUAUGACGACGAUGUUUGGGUGUGCACAUUCCCGAAAUCAGGUACAACGUGGUCACUGGAGACUGUUUGGUGUAUCGCUAAUGACUGCGACUUCGAGAGGGCGAAGGAGGCCCUAUUUUCAAGGUUUCCUCACUUGGAAUUGACUUCCUUAUUCAAUGUCGAAGAACACGCCAGACGAAUUCGUCCUGGGGUGACUCAACCGGCAUUCUUUUUGGACAGCAUUGGUUAUUCGGCGAAGCAGGCGAGGCCAAGAUUCAUCAAGACUCACCUUCCAUUCCAACUACUUCCCCGACAAAUAAAAACUGGAGAGAGGAAACCAAAGAUAAUAUGCGUUACUCGUAACCCGAAAGAUAAUUGUAUAUCCUACUUUCAUCACUGCAAAAGGGUAGAAGGAUUCACAGGAACUUUCGAAGAGUUCGCCAAGUUAUACCUCGAUGAUGCAGUUCUAUACGCGCCAUUCUGGAAACAUAUUCAAGGUUACUGGGAACGGCGGAACGAGGACAAUUUUAUGCUCAUUACAUUCGAGGACAUGAAAAAGGAUUUGCCAUCGAUUCUCCGCAAACUCGGCAAGUUUCUGGGCAAGAACCUCACGGAUGAUCAAGUGACCAUUCUGAAUGACCACUUGACUUUUUCAAAGCUCAAAGACAACCGUGCAGUUAAUAAUCAAGAAAAUGCAGAAACCUACAAAGAAGAGUACCAACGUCAACGACAGGGUGAAUUCAUGCGAAGUGGAACCACUGGCCAAUGGAAGGCCGUGUUGACACCCGAACUAAAUCAGCAAUUCGAUGAUUGGACUCGCAAGAAUUCAAAUGGAAUCGACAUAUCACCAGAAUAAGAUUUUAAUGUAUACAUUUACCUAUAGAGAUAUCUACCUGUAGAGGUAGAGGUAGUGAUGUACAUUUUUUUUUUUACCGUAACGACGUAAUGUGUCAUGAAUAAAAUAUUCCAAAUAA